This is a messenger RNA of Striga hermonthica, 1074 nucleotides long. The record is from the annotation of a GenBank genome assembly. NCBI's taxonomy places the organism in Eukaryota, Viridiplantae, Streptophyta, Magnoliopsida, Lamiales, Orobanchaceae.
AUGGCCAAAUCUUCAAAAUCAAGAAGCGGCGCCUCUGCCUCCGCCUCCGGCGCCGCCGUCGAGACCUCCGGCGCAAACAACAACAACAACAAGAGCAACAUUAUUAAUGUCAAAAAGGCGACAAGGAGUCGAAAGAGCAUUCCUAGAGAAACUCCACAACAACGUAGCUCCAUUUACAGGGGCGUUACGAGGCACAGGUGGACUGGUCGUUACGAAGCUCAUUUGUGGGAUAAACAUAGCUGGAAUGAGUCACAGAACAAAAAAGGAAGACAGGGAGCAUAUGAUGAGGAAGAAGCUGCUGCACGUGCCUAUGAUUUGGCCGCAUUAAAAUACUGGGGACAGGACACAAUUUUAAAUUUUCCCUUGUCCACUUAUGAAGAGGAGAUUAAGGAAAUGGAGGGCCAAUCAAAGGAAGAAUAUAUUGGCUCAUUAAGACGAAAAAGCAGUGGCUUUUCUCGUGGAGUGUCAAAAUAUAGAGGCGUGGCAAGGUACACUUACUUUACUAGAAAUACUACUCAAGAAGAAGCCGCGACUGCAUACGACAUGGCAGCCGUGAAGUAUCGUGGGCCUAAUGCAGUCACUAAUUUUGACCUAAGUCGUUAUGCCGCGUGGCUCGAGCCUCUCCAAGAUAACAACAACGAAAACAACAACGUUAUAACCUCAGAGGGCAAUAUCGACAUUAAUGACACUACACAAAAUCCCGGUCAAGAUGUAGAGUUGACUUUCUUUACCGACCAGUCAGAAAGUCCAACUGUAACCGAAAACACCGCCCCGUCACCGAAUUUCAUAGAUGGUGAUGCCACAUCAUCGUCCCUCGGCAUUUUCAUAAAAUCCUCGAGGUUUAAGGAGAUCAUGGACCAAACCUCGGCUUCUGAUAAGAGCCCAUCUAGCAACUCUGAGCCUGAACCCGAACCUGGGCUCGAGACUGGGAUUGUAAGGAGCAGUUUCCCGGACGAUAUACAAACAUCGUUUGAUUUUCAAGAUUCGAGCAGCUUUGCAGACGAGCACGACGUUAUCUUUGGUAACUAUGAUUCAUUUGUGUCGUCUGUAUUAGAAUAUGAGAUCGACGCUUGA